AUGGUCAUUCAGGACGAUACUCUGUCUGAUGCCUUAAUACGCGACAGACGUUUUAAUGAAGAAAUUAGAAAAUGUGAACUUAGAGAAACUUCAGCUGGGGAAAAUAAUGUUAGCUUAGACCAACAGGCUUCAAGCUAUAUUGGUAAAAUAUUUUCUGUCAUUUGGUUCGAGGCAAAACAAGGCGGCUCUAGUAGAAUCGCCUCAGUGUCUCAAGGGAUACCACAGCAAAUCGAUCGAUCUGUAGACGCCACUUUAAUUUUGUCGAAACUUGGUGAAAUUGAAGACACCGCUAAAGAAGUUCGUAAGGUAUUGCAACAGACUAAACCCAAGGCAACUGCAAAUAAUGUAAGAAAUCGGUUGUCAAAUUUAUUCAGUUCAACUUUCACAGGCAUUCCUUUAAAUGUCUUGAAUCAUCUACAGAAAUCAGUAGGUAUUAUAAAGUGGCCUCAUAGUAAGAAUGGCACUGCUUUCAGAUUGGGCUCUAAGUACAUCAUAACUAAUUACCAUGUAGUUAGAUUGAUAUACGACGCAAUGAGGGCAAAUCCAUUUAGACCAGAUGAUGUAACUAUUAGUUUUAAUUUUGUUAGUACACAACACAGCUUAACAAAUUAUACAUUGCGACACGAUAGAAUGAAAUUCCAUAUGCCUUUCUUCAGUGAAAUCGAAGACCUUGACUAUGCAAUUUUAGAAUUAGACAUUGACGAAGAUAUGGAAAUUGAUGUGCAAGACGGCAAUGGUAUAUCUGGCCAAAAUGAAGACCAACAAAUUCCAGCAUCGUUAACUGGUAAUCUAGGUCGAAUUCCCAUUGAGCCGUCGGCUAUAAAUAUAUUAGGCCAUCCUCAGGGCCAAGCAAUGCUUUUAGAUGCUCGGUGUACACUUAAAAUUACCACACUUUGUGAAUUCCCUGUGUAUUAUCAGAAAAGCUUUUCACUGGACGAUAUCAUGGUUUCUUCCGAUACUAGACGUAUAAAUUAUGAAACGUGUCUGCUUCACGGAGCUUCAGGGUCCCCAGUUUUCACAAAUGAAGGAAUCAUUAUUGCUCUUCACACUCGCGGCUUUCCACCAACUGGAACACACAACAACUCCGUCUUUGAACAAGGGGUUGCUAUAUUCGAAAUUAUGAAACAUGCGAAAAAUCUAGCUACCAAACAAGAUACCCUUGAUAUUUGGAAAGAUUUAUUUGAAAAUUGA
This is a messenger RNA of Saccoglossus kowalevskii, 1191 nucleotides long. RefSeq names its product serine protease FAM111A-like. NCBI's taxonomy places the organism in Eukaryota, Metazoa, Hemichordata, Enteropneusta, Harrimaniidae. The record is from RefSeq and is a predicted model, not a curated record.